AUGUGCACCCUUGAACCCGCCAUCUCUCCAAAAAUAUAUACAACAAUGACCGGUGAAGCCGAGCAAGAAAUUACUGGGACGACAAACCAGGAGACUAUUAUCAAGCACCCAAAGUUUUUCUUCGACAAUACGCUUAUUGUGAUACAGAUUGAAAACGUUCAAUUCAAUGUGCACAAAUAUCAACUGCUCAAAUCGGAGACUUUUGCGGAUAUGUUCAAAAUAGCGGAAGAAUCGGGGGGAGAUUCAGAAGAUCCAGCAGAAGGUUCGUCCUCGGAGAAGCCAAUUAAAAUGGAGGGUGUGUCCGUCGCAGACUUCGAAAGCCUACUCACAGUCUUGUAUGCCAAUUACUUUUCGACCCACCAACCAGAACCUACGGCAUCAUUGAUUAUUCCGGCUUUCCGAUUGGCCAACAUGUGGAACUUCAAGGAGCUUCGAGAUUACUUGAUGCCACUUGCCGAGCAAGUACUCAAUGACGCUUCUAAAAUUGCUUUUGCUCGGGAAUUUCACGUCCAGCAAUGGAUAGUACCUGCCUUUGUUAGGCUGUGUCAUCGGGAAGAGCCUCUCGAUACUGACGAGGCCAAGAUGAUCGGGCUUGAGGGUGUUCUUCUGAUUUCUCGGAUUCGUGAGGGGAGAUAUACCAAGAAUCCACGGCCUUCAUGUCACACCGAUACAACGGCUCAGAUUUAUUGUAGCUCGUGUGAAGCUAACUACGGCAUGGGCGAUCUUUUCAUGUCCGAAGAAGAGAGUGAGGAAGAGAUCAAUAAAUGGGUUGAGAAUGGGUACCAGUUUGUCAAUUAG
Rhizoctonia solani is the source of this 798-nucleotide messenger RNA. RefSeq names its product The BTB (BR-C, ttk and bab)/POZ (Pox virus and Zinc finger) domain. Gene Ontology annotation, molecular function: protein binding. The transcript is spliced from 4 exons. Lineage: Eukaryota; Fungi; Basidiomycota; Agaricomycetes; Cantharellales; Ceratobasidiaceae. The coding region runs from base 1 to 798 and encodes 265 amino acids. The record is from RefSeq and is a predicted model, not a curated record.